This is a messenger RNA of Notothenia coriiceps (black rockcod), 327 nucleotides long. Its product is annotated as calcium/calmodulin-dependent 3',5'-cyclic nucleotide phosphodiesterase 1A-like. The record is from RefSeq and is a predicted model, not a curated record. The transcript is spliced from 3 exons. Gene Ontology annotation, molecular function: 3',5'-cyclic-nucleotide phosphodiesterase activity. The annotation marks the transcript as partial. NCBI's taxonomy places the organism in Eukaryota, Metazoa, Chordata, Actinopteri, Perciformes, Nototheniidae. Gene Ontology annotation, biological process: signal transduction.
CAGUCUGGACAAAGUGAAGGUGUUGUCUCUGAUGCUCCACGCUGCAGACAUCAGUCACCCCGCUAAAGCCUGGCCGCUGCACUACCGCUGGACCCACAGCCUGAUGGAGGAGUUCUUCAGACAGGGAGAUAAAGAGGUGGAGCUCGGCCUUCCCUUUUCUCCUCUCUGUGACCGCAAAGCCACCAUGAUCGCCCAAUCACAGAUCGGUUUCAUCGACUUCAUCGUGGAGCCGACUUUCAGCGUUCUGAUCGACACGACGGAAAAAGUGAUCGGUCCUCUGAUCGAAGAGGACAGGAAGGCAAGAGAGACGGGGACACGGAGGUCGAG